This is a messenger RNA of Amoebophrya sp. A120, 418 nucleotides long. The record is from the annotation of a GenBank genome assembly. NCBI's taxonomy places the organism in Eukaryota, Dinophyceae, Syndiniales, Amoebophryaceae.
ACCAUCGCGCAGCACUUGUUGCGGCCUCGUUUCUUCUCCGCGCCCGUGCUGGCUUGGUCAGUUGCGCGCCGCCUGUAUGCCUGGCGCGCGCUGCAUGCAUGGAUGCUUCCCCCCCCCCGCGGCUCCCUCCGCCAAAUCCGGCCGCCUGUCUUACUUUGUUUGAUUGUGGUUUUGGUCCUACAGUUCAUUCUAUCUGGUUAUGGUCAGGUGCCCGCGGCUUGAUUAAGUGAUUGCUGCGCAGCCGGGUCGCCCGCCAUGUAUUGCCUGGCCUCUUCUCGGCAGCAGGUCUGCCAGCCUCGGACCACUAUAUUGACGCGUCUCUCUUCAUAACCCAGCGACAGGCAGUGUUGGUGGAAGUGCAAGUGGAAGUGCACAUCACGACGCAGCCUGCUGAAGAGGAGGCGCAAGUGUGUGAGAG